Linum tenue is the source of this 111-nucleotide messenger RNA. Lineage: Eukaryota; Viridiplantae; Streptophyta; Magnoliopsida; Malpighiales; Linaceae. The record is from the annotation of a GenBank genome assembly.
AUGGUGCAAGGGAUUGAUGGUCGUGUGGGAGGAAAUGGGAUGAGGUGGUGCGUGUGUUCACCGAUGACGCACCCGGGUUCGUUCCGAUGCAGGUAUCAUCGAGCUGGUUAA